AUGAAGCUGUCAGUACAAAGCCUUAGCCGCGCAAUGUGUACCGUGAUCGGUUUCACUGCGCUCGCAUGGUGCAGUCCAACAAUCAACGGGAAUGCAACCGGAGACUUAAUCGCAAGAGCCGACCUCGUCGACAGAGCAGGCAGGAUGAAUUGGUCUCUCCAGAACGUCGUCUGCAGCUUCACCGGCGCGGACCGAACCUCCUUCACGGAAGGCCAGCAGCAAUUCUGCAACAUCCUACUCUCCGCAUACGGCGGGACGACCCUCUAUUUCCUCGAGUGGAUCUCGGAAGCCGUGUGCGAGGGCAACUCGGCGUGUGAGUUGACGAUGAAAGUCGCCUUUGGCGUCGGUGGCGGCUUCCUUUACACCGAGUACGGCACGUACUGCAAGGACAUCUUCCAGGAGAUCUGGAAUGAUUGUAAUGGGCAUAGAGGCAGUGACCAGUUGACGAUUCUUGGGGAUGCGCCUGCGAAUGCGAAGAAGGAGAAGAGAGGACCGAAAGACUACCAGGCGCUUGUCACCAUUGCUUAUGGGGCAAAAGGCUACUGCCAGGGCGAUUCAAGCCCAUCUAAUGUCGGUGCUAGGUGCAUUCAUAAUGGCGUCAAUCUGGGCUCUCAGUAG
This is a messenger RNA of Bacidia gigantensis, 618 nucleotides long. RefSeq lists its product as uncharacterized. The coding region runs from base 1 to 618 and encodes 205 amino acids. The transcript is spliced from 2 exons. The record is from RefSeq and is a predicted model, not a curated record. Lineage: Eukaryota; Fungi; Ascomycota; Lecanoromycetes; Lecanorales; Ramalinaceae.